UAAGCCACGUUGACCUAGACAGAAAAGUUUCUGAAGUAAAAAAUAAAAAAAUUACCAACGUUGGCUGGGUAAAAGUUUGUAGUAGCUGAUGACUGACAAGUAUUUUAUAGAGAGGUGGAAAGAUCAAUCGUGGGAGAGAAUACUGGAUUGCUGUAUGAUUUUUUUUUACAUUUUAAUAUAAUACGUAUCGUGUGCAAUGAACCCGAGGCCUAAAUAUUCAGACGUUUUACAUAAGAAUACCGUGGCUGAAUUGGACAAACUAGAUUCUAGUUCAUAACUGGCGGCAAAACUCGCGCUAAAACUCGCGGCCGCGACUUAUAACUAGCGGCCGCGACUUAUAACUAGCGGCCGCGUGUUUUGCCGCCAGUUGUAUUUUUUCUGGUCCUGAUUUUAAUACGUGUUGUUGUAAAAACUUUCGGCACAACUCGCGACCGCUACUUAUAACUAGCGGCCGCGACUUAUAACUAGCGGCCGCAACUUGUAACUAGCGGCCGCGUGUUUUUCCGCCAGUUGUGCUUUUCCGGUCCCGAAUUUAAUACGUGUUUUUUUUUAAAAACUUUUGGUGCAACUAGCGGCCGCGACUUUAUGAAAAUUGAGAACAUGCCUAAAUAAAAAAUAGUGUUCAGUAUCAGCCACUAUUCAUUCAAGUAGGUAUGUCUGACAAAUUUCUUCCUUCGACACAUCCUGGCACAUUGCAGGAACUUGUUUGUUAUUACCAUGGCAUACAUUCUAAACUUAAAUACAAGGAUAUAUGUUCCAUAAUUGUUAGUCAUCACAAGAAGAAUGUUUCCAUGUCUCAAAUGAAAGCUAUAUUGAAGAGCAAUGGAUUGAACAGAAAAAAAAAUGUGUCUGAAAACAUUCUAAAGGGUGUCAUUGAAAAUGAAUUGCAAACAUCAUUGUCUAAAGUUGGAUACCGUCAAAUGACCGAAAAUGUCUGCAUGAAAUAUGGAUUUUGUGUGUCAAAAGAAGAUGUACGUCGGGCUAUUAAAGAAGUUGACCCGGAAGGCGUGGAGAGUCGAAAAUAUAAUACAAUCAAAAGAAGAACAUACUGGUCUCUUGGUCCCGGCGAUGUAUACCAUCUGGACGGAAAUUAUAAGUUGAAGAGAUGGGGGUUUUGCAUUCACGGAUGUGUGGAUGGAUUCAGCAGGAAGUUUUUGUGGCUGGUCGUUGCGUCUUCAAAUAAUGACCCGCUAAUUAUUGGUAAUUAUUAUCUGCAAUGUAUCAACCACUAUAAGUUUUGUCCUCGAUUACUGCGAUCUCUUUGAACAAUAAUGUGGCGUGGAGACAUUUGGAUCAACCGUUUAAAUUUAAACCGUUCCAACGCACACUUCAAAAAAUCCAUUUCACUCACAUCUUUCUCUUCAACAUUGUUUUGAUUUAAUUCAAAAUCAGCUGGAAUAUCAUUUGCCAAAAAGCGGUCAACUUCAUCAUCACCAAAAACUUCAGAGUUAAUUUCAUUACUUGUUUGACACACUGGUGGUUGGUUAAGACUAGGAGACCCUAUGGAAUGUCUAAAUCUUAUAGGGCGUUGCACAUAUCUUAAAGAAAAAUGACUUAUUCUAGCUUCUCGUAAUGCGGCAUUGUUUUCAGGAUGGAUUUCGGGUUCUUCCUCAACAUCCCCUUCUUCUGCAACUAUUUCAUCUUCAACAACAAUAACACUGUUGCUAUGAUCUUCCAAGUGAGAAUGUGUUUCUCGAUUCUGCUUUUCUUGGUCUGCUGAUAAACUAGCCUGAUACUCCAAAUUCUGCUCACAUCGAAUACAGCUAAUAUACGUACAGGAGCAAACUUGACA
This is a messenger RNA of Hydractinia symbiolongicarpus, 1792 nucleotides long. RefSeq lists its product as uncharacterized. The record is from RefSeq and is a predicted model, not a curated record. The transcript is spliced from 2 exons. Lineage: Eukaryota; Metazoa; Cnidaria; Hydrozoa; Anthoathecata; Hydractiniidae. Bases 654 to 1265 code for a protein of 203 amino acids.